AUGGCAUAUUUAUAUUCGAAUUUGUCCGAUUUUUGGACGAGUGAUGAUGAAGAAGAUGGAGAGCGAACUGACGAAGAUUUCGAUGAGGAUUCAGAAAAUAAUUAUAAAGAUGAUACAAAUAAAAAUUAUAUAAAUGAAGAAAGAAAAAAAAAUAAUAAUGAAAAUAAUGAAUAUGAAUUUGAAAAGAGACAAGAUGAUGAAGGGUUACAAAAUACUUGGGACAUAGACAACACUAAUGUUUGCUCCCCCACAUCUGCUAAUUCAAAUACGAAUGCUAAUGCUGUGGAAAGGGGUGAGACAGCUUUGAAUUUAGACGAUUUACUGAACAAUUGUAAAAAUGAAUUAUUUGAUAAUAUAUCGAUCUCUAAUAUUUUACAAAAUUAUGAUAUAAAUAAUUUUAUUCAUAAUGAUAAUCUAUUAAAAUAUUGUGAAGCUGGUGUAACUAUAAAUAAUGAAAGUUCAUGUAAUGAGCCUAUAACAUUAAAUGAGGAUUUUAAUUUUAAUUGUUAUAGUCAUUUUGAUUAUAUAAAUCCUCCAAAUAUUAAACCUUCUCAUACACCUACAAAAGAUAAAGAACCAAAUGCUAUGGAUUUAAUAAGUACUGAAAAUGGUGAAAACAAUUUUAUUGAUAUGUGUAUCCAAAAUAAAGAUGAACUUAAUCAUGAAAUUAAAGAAAUUUCUGUAAAAGAAGUUUUGAACGAAACAGAGAAGGAAGAUUUACAGGAAAAAGGAAAAAAAAUAAGCAAUGAAACGAUGAAAAAAUUGGAGAUAGUACCCGAAAAACAAAGUGUAAAAUACAUAAGAAAAAAAUGGGUAAUUGAAGACAAUGAAUCUGAUGUAUCUAACUUUUCUAAGAAUGAUUUAUUACUAAGUUACGAUUUUGAACUUGAUAACUUUCAAAAAAGAGCCGUAAAACAUAUAAAUAAUUUUAAGCAUGUAUUUAUUGCAGCACAUACAUCAGCAGGUAAAACAUUAAUAGCAGAACAUGCUAUAGCAUUAUCAAUAAAAUUAAAUAAAAAGGCAAUUUAUACAAGUCCUAUAAAAGCUUUAAGUAAUCAAAAAUAUUAUGAAUUUAAAAAUAUAUUUAAAAAUGUUGGAAUAAUAACAGGUGAUGUAAAAAUGAAUGUUAAUGCAAAUUGUCUAAUUAUGACUACAGAAAUAUUAAGAAAUUUACUUUAUUUAAAUGAUAAUAUUAUUAAUAAUAUACAUUGUGUGAUUUUUGAUGAAGUUCAUUAUGUAAAUGAUGAAUUUAGAGGAGUUAUAUGGGAAGAGUCAAUAAUAAUGCUCCCUCCACAUGUUCAAAUAGUAUUAUUAAGUGCUACAGUUCCUAAUUAUUUACAAUUUGCUGAUUGGGUUGGUUUUACAAAGCAAAAAGAAGUUAUUGCAAUUUCGACAAAAAAAAGGCCAAUACCAUUGUUACAUUAUAUAUAUGCUCAUGAUUCUCUAUUUUUAAUUAUGGAUGAAAAAAAUAAAUUUUACUCAUCUGCUUUUAAAGAAAUAUAUGUUAAAAUUAGAGAAAAGGAGGAAGCAGGGAAAAAGGGGAAGGAACAAUUGAAAUCAUCCCAUGGAAACAAAAAAAAUUAUUAUUCUAGUGCAAAAAAUAAUAAGGAUAAUCAAAUGGAAAAGCAGAAUAAAACAGGUACUACCAAUAAUAUGGGAGACAAACAAAAUGACACAGUAAAAGGAUAUUAUCAAUAUUGCAAACAAAAACAAAAACAAAGAAUGUUUCAAAAUGAAGCUAACAUGAAAACUGAAAUUCAAAAAUUACAAGCCCUUAUUAAAAAGUUAGAUGAAGAUAAUAAACUUCCAGUUGUUUUAUUUUGUUUUUCUAGAAUAAAAUGUGAAACAUAUGCAAAAAGUAUGCCUCAUUUAAACUUUUUAGAUAAUAAGAAAAAAUCGAAAGUACAUUUAUUUAUAAAAGAAUCGGCUUCCAAACUAUGUGAUCAAGAUAGAGAUUUAAAUCAAAUAAAAAUAUUAUCAAAAUUAUUAGAGAAUGGUAUAGGAGUGCAUCAUAGUGGUUUAUUACCAAUAUUAAAAGAAAUUGUUGAAAUUUUAUUUUCAAAAGGUUUAAUAAAAGUAUUAUUUGCGACUGAAACAUUUGCUAUGGGUAUUAAUAUGCCAGCUAAGUCCGUCAUUUUCACUUCGAUUUAUAAACAUGAUCAUUUAAAAAAGAGAAUAUUAACAUCUUCCGAAUAUACACAAAUGUCUGGUAGAGCAGGAAGAAGAUCAUCGGACACACAUGGAUAUGUUUAUAUUUAUUGCUCCGACAAUAUUCCUGAUCAAGUUCAAUUAACAGAAAUGAUGAUGCAAAAAGCAGUUAGCUUAAAAAGUAAAUUUAAAGUUACAUAUAACAUGAUAUUAAAAUUGUUAAUUAAUAAACAAAUUAAUAUUGAAAAAAUGUUAUUCAGUUCAUUUUUAGAAAGUUGUAGAGCAUUACAAAUACCUUUAUUUAAAAAAGAUUUAAAGAGAAAAAAAAAGAUAUUGCAAAAUAUUAAACAAGUUGAAUGUGUAUAUGCAAGUGAUUUGAACCAAACAGCACCAAUAGAAAAUUAUGUAUAUAUAGAUCAUAAAUUAAAAAAUAUCGGAUUAAAUUUACAUAAAAAAUUAUUCGAUAUGAAAAAUAGUAAUGCUUUUGUUGUUGGAAGAAUUAUGCUUCUAAAUACUAUCGAUAUAUUUCGUAGUUCUGUUUAUGCUGUUUAUUUAGGAUGUGAUAAAAGUAGUAAUAAAAAAAAAAAUAAUAAAGUAAAUUUUGCUCAAAAUAGUAUUUUCUUUUUUCAAAAUGAUAAAGAAGAAAAUGAAAUAACGGAACGAUUUUUCUUUUUACUUAUUUUACCUGAUUUUAUCGGGUAUGGCGAUUUGACAAAUAAUACCGAUUCUACUAAUGCCAACGAAAAUGGUACGAAUAAUUCAACAUCUGUUUCUAAUGCAAAUACAAAUAUGGAAAAAACUCAAAUGGCUUCAGAAAAUAUAAAUAUGUAUGAAAAUUAUAAGAAUGUAUUUGCAUGUACUAACAAUAAAAAGGAUAUAAAAAUUACUUACCACUCCACAUUUGAUAGUAAUGAUAUGAAUAAAAAACAUUUUGUUGUAUGUUCAAAUGUAGGUAUAGAAAAUAUAUCCCUUAUUACAAAUACUAUAAUAAAGAUACCAAAUGUUAGUACAAAUGCACUUUUAAAUAAUCCUAAAAAUUUAUUAUUAUAUACAUUGGAAUUAGAUAGAUUAAUAAAAAAAGAAACUUUUGAACCCUUUACUCUAACAAAAAUGUUAAAAUCAUUGAAGUGUGAAUUUUAUUCUGUACUUAUUAAUCAAUCUGAUUAUUUAGAAAGUUUAAAAAAAUCGGCUUGUUAUAAUUGUAAUCUAAAAGAUGAACAUUAUGAACUUGUUUGUAAAAAAAACGAUUGUAUAAAUGAUAUUGAAAACAUUGAAAGAAAUAUAAAUGCAAAAUCAUUAAAUUUAUAUGAAGAUUUAGAAGGAAAAUUAAAUGUUUUAAAACACUUUUCAUUUAUUGAUGAUGAUAAUAAUUUAACAAUAAAAGGGAAAAUAGCUAGUUAUAUUACAUUAACAGAUGAAAUAACAUUAACACAAGUUAUUUUUGAAAAUGUUCUAAACAAUUUAAAUCCACCAGAAAUUGCAGCUGUUUUAUCAUGUUUUGUUUCACCUGAGAAAAAUGUAGAAGAAGCGCCAGACCUUACUCUAAAUUUGCAAGAUGUUAAAUUAGCUCUAACAAAUAUUCAUAGUAAAUUUGAAGAAUUUUAUAAAGUUAUACGACUUAAAAUUAGCACAGAAGAACAUUGGAAACUAUGUAAUUUUAAGCUAAUGUUUAUAGCCUAUAAAUGGGCACUUGGAGUAUCAUUCUCAGAGUUAUUAGAACAAUCAGAAUUUGAAGAAGGUUUGAUUGUUAGAUCUAUACAGAGAUUGGAUAACUUGUGUAGAAAAGUUAGAAUCGCUUUUUUAUAUCUCGGAAAUGUCGAUUUGGCGGAAAAAACUGAAAAGGCUUCUCUUCUUUUACGACGUGACAUUGUGUUUACUACAUCCUUAUAUUUGCAGUAA
This is a messenger RNA of Plasmodium vinckei vinckei, 4047 nucleotides long. Its product is annotated as helicase SKI2W, putative. Gene Ontology annotation, molecular function: ATP binding; RNA helicase activity; RNA binding. NCBI's taxonomy places the organism in Eukaryota, Apicomplexa, Aconoidasida, Haemosporida, Plasmodiidae. Gene Ontology annotation, biological process: nuclear-transcribed mRNA catabolic process, 3'-5' exonucleolytic nonsense-mediated decay. The coding region runs from base 1 to 4047 and encodes 1348 amino acids. The transcript has a single exon. The record is from RefSeq and is a predicted model, not a curated record. Gene Ontology annotation, cellular component: Ski complex.